Saccostrea cuccullata (small rock oyster) is the source of this 925-nucleotide messenger RNA. RefSeq names its product arginine-hydroxylase NDUFAF5, mitochondrial-like. The transcript has 9 exons. Bases 188 to 850 code for a protein of 220 amino acids. Gene Ontology annotation, biological process: mitochondrial respiratory chain complex I assembly. The record is from RefSeq and is a predicted model, not a curated record. Gene Ontology annotation, cellular component: mitochondrion. NCBI's taxonomy places the organism in Eukaryota, Metazoa, Mollusca, Bivalvia, Ostreida, Ostreidae.
UAGUAAAUAAUGAUUUUUUCUUCUUUUCUUUUGUAGAGAGUUUGAUGUAGGCGUGGAUCUAGGUUCUGGACUUGGAUAUGUUUCCCGUCAAGUUUUAAAAGAUACCGUCAAAUUUCUAUAUCAGUGUGAACUCUCAGAAAAAUUACUGAGACAAGCACAGGUUUCACCAGAAGUUCCUACUCAAAAAAUGAUAGUUGAUGAAGAAUUUCUCCCCUUUAAAGAGAAUUCUUUGGAUGUAAUUGUGAGCAGUUUAAGCUUACACUGGGUCAAUGAUUUACCAGGGUGUUUCAAGGCUGCUCAGAAGGCUUUAAAACCGGACUGUCCAUUUAUCCUGAGUAUGUUUGGAGGUGACACACUGUUUGAACUCAGGGUUUCUCUACAGUUAGCAGAACAGGAAAUACAGGGGGGGAUUAGUCCACACAUUUCACCUUUCACUGAUGUCCGUGAUCUAGGUAACCUAUUAAACAGAGCUGGAUUCACCAUGUUAACUAUUGAUAUUGAUGAAAUAAAAACCACUUAUGAGAACAUGUUAUCCUUAAUGCUGGAUUUGAAAGGCAUGGCUGAAAAUAACUGUGUCUGGGAAAGGAGGCCCAUGCUUCAUCGUAAAACAAUGGAAUUAGCUGAGAAAAAAUACAGAGAAAUGUACAGCACAGAGGAGGGACUAGAAGCUACCUUUCAGAUUGUAAAUUUCAUUGGUUGGUCCCCACACCCAUCUCAGCCAAAACCAUUACAAAGGGGAUCAGCCCAGUUUUCUCUGAAGGAUAUUGAUAAAAUUGACGAGUUAACCAAGGAAAUGGAAUCACUAACAAAGGAUCUGGAUACAGAGUUAAACCAAAAGAAAGACAAAUAACACAGACAGGAUAAAUAAGAAAGAUAAUGCAGUCAGGGCAGUUAACAAAAAUAAAGAAUUUGUCAACAUAACAAA